AUGAAGGUUUCCACUUUGACUAUUAUUUGCUCAGCAAUCCUUUCCGUUAACGCUAAGGCAUUCGAUGGCUCUAAGAAAUUGGGUGUCGUUAAAAGAGCUGACGGUGACUCGUCAUCAGACGCUGCCGCUACCGAUGCAGAUUCUACUGGUGACUCAGAUGCAACUGCUACUGAUGGUGGUGCUGAUGCUACUGAUGACUCUACCGCUACUGAAGGAGGUGCUGAAGAUACCGAUGAAUCAACUGCUACCGAUGGAGGUGCUGAAGACACUGACGAUUCAAGUGCUACUGAGGGUGGUUCCGACGAAACCGAUGACUCCACAGCUACUGAAGGAGGAGAUGAAGAAACCGAUGAUUCAAGUGCUACCGAAGGAGGUUCCGACGAAACUGAUGACUCUACAGCUACUGAAGGAGGAGAUGAAGAAACCGAUGACUCCACUGCUACUGAAGGUGGCUCAGAUGAAACCGAUGAUUCUACCGCUACUGAUGACUCCGAAGAAACUGAUGACUCUGGUGCUGUAGGUGGAGGUGGAUCCAGUGGAAACUCAACUGGUGGUGCUGGUGGAUCCGGUAACUCAACUGGUGGUGGUGACAGUGAAAGUUCCUCUUCAAACGCCGGUAACGGUCUUUUGACCAACCCUGGUGCCGGUAUGGUUGCUUUCGGUGCAAUUGUUGGUGCUUUGUUGAUCUAA
Lodderomyces orthopsilosis Co 90-125 is the source of this 690-nucleotide messenger RNA. RefSeq names its product Pga39p (gene PGA39). The record is from RefSeq and is a predicted model, not a curated record. The transcript has a single exon. NCBI's taxonomy places the organism in Eukaryota, Fungi, Ascomycota, Pichiomycetes, Serinales, Debaryomycetaceae. Bases 1 to 690 code for a protein of 229 amino acids.